AUGGCGAAUAAUGUAUCGGCGGUUCGCGAAAUCCUCACCCAGGUCGCCCAAUCCACGAGGGUGGCCAUGCGCUUUCUGAACACCGGGCGUGAUCUGCACGACUCUUCAUUGAGGGCUUUGUCUUUGCUCACCGACAUACUCGACCUUUUAUAUCGUAUCAAGGAUGAAAUAAGUUGGACAGAGGAAAAAGGGUUCGUCGCUGUCGGUCGCCUCAGGGCUCUCGCCGAGCUGCUCGGAUGGUUUGGAUUGAGCAUGAAGUCUGUUGAGCUCUAUUUCCAACCUGGGGGCGUUAGCGUUUUCUACUUCAGGAAGCACUUAUUGGAAAAAACAUAUAUUCCAAGGUUGGAACAAUACAAGAUUAUGUUCCUUUUGUCGAUGCAACCUGAGUCAGAAGAGCGAAUGUUAUUAGACAAUGAGAUAAGGAAGGAUCUGAAAAAACACCGGGAUGUUGAAACAGCCAAUGUCCAGAUCGAUCAACAAUUCGAGGAAAAUGCGCUGUCAUUAACAAGCCGACUAUCUUCGGAACACUACAUUACACUCGCGGACCUAUGUAACAAGCGACAACAAGGAAGUUGCUUAUGGGUUUUUGAGAACCAACAUUUCAAACAAUGGCUGCUCGGUGGUUGCAGGACACUAUAUUGCAUAGGACCUGCCGGUGCUGGCAAAACGUUCCUAUCAUCGGCUAUCAUCGAUCAUCUUCAGCGAACAUUCACCUCCCCAGAUGUGGCAACUGUUUUUGUCUUCUGUCAAGAGGGAUCUGGAAAGGAACAUACACCCAUUGACAUUUUGAAGAACAUACUCGCACAGCUUGUAUAUCGCAAGCGCAGUUUGUCUUACGCAACUUCCUCUCUGUACUACUCGGAGUCUCUGAGAGAAGACAGCGCAUCCCCGAAGGCAUAUCAAAAUGCGAUCCGCGCCGAGGUAAACCGGUUUUCAAAGGUAUUAUUUGUUAUUGAUGGACUUGACAUGUUCUCUGACAAAGAGCGCAUAUUGGGUCGAUUGCAAAAGCUCCCUCAACAGGCUCAACUUCUUGUCACCUUGCGGGACAUGACCGGUAUCAAACCAGUUGAAAAUUCUGGAUAUAUGAGUGUCCUAGCGCCACCUGAAGAUAUUGGACUUUACACCUUGUCUCGCACACGACGUGACAGUGGCUUUAGAAAGCAUAUUGGAGUGAAGAACCCGGACCUGAAACUAGAAGAUGAGAUCAUACACGCUGUGGUUGACAGUUCUCAUGGAGUAUUCCUUCUUGCCAAGCUCCACCUCGACUUGUUAUCGCAGUACAAAGACCGCCCUGUUCUUGAAAGAGCCCUGGACUAUCUACCAGAGAACUUAAGUGAGGCCUAUGGAGAGGCAAUGAAGCAGGUUGUGAGCCUGAACCCGGCUGCGACCCGCUACAUCUAUUGGGUUCUCUAUGCACUCAGGCCAUUAACUGUCGCGGAGCUCCGAAGUGCUGUGGGUGACAGUGACACCAUUGAAGCUUCACAUCCAAUGAGUUUUGAGCAUUCUCUUCUUGUCAAAACCGCUGGGCUUUUGGCAGUAGAGGCUACGUCGGGCACAGUCCGCUUUGUCCACGGGACCGCGAAGGAGUACCUUGAUGGGUCAGCUGCUAGAGUUUUCUUUCCCAAUGCUCAGAAAGAUAUGGCAGAGGUAUGCCUCACAGCCCUCAGCCAUGAUGAUGUGGUGGAUGAGUGCUACAGGAAUAACAGUAACCCUUCUCGUCCCCCGAGGAAAGGGUUCCUGGAUUAUGCCGCUACCUACUGGGGACAUCAUUCACGACAAGUCGACGAUGAUGAGAUGACAAUUCAAGUUUUGAUAAAAACAUUCCUCAACAAACUCCUUUGGAGAAGACCUCCUCUCAACUAUUCGGCAGAAAAGGCCAAAGGCAUACCCUCGGAAAUGGGAAUAGGAAAAUAUCCUACGGACUGGAGCGGGCUUCACGUCCUUGCCUUCUUCGGUAUCCCUGGGAAAUCACAACGACUCAUUGAACAAGGGGCGAACAUAAAUGCACAGGACAACUCAUUAGGGCUGAGUCCCCUACAUUGUGCUGCCAUUCAAGGGAACGAUGAAAUGAUUGCUUUUUUGCUUGAUAGCGGCGCAAAAGAGAAUGCAGUCUCAGUCGAUGGCAGGACAGCCUUACACCUCGCGACAGAAAGAGGCCACCGAAAGUGCAUGAAGCUAUUGUUCGCUCAUCGUGCCGACUCAAAAAUUACGGAUCAAAGCGGUGCAACUUGUCUCCACGUGGCUGUGGGAACAUCAAUGGAUGAGUCCACGGUUCCCUUGCUCGUGAAACACAAGGUAGAUCUGAACUUUCAGAACACCCAGACUGGAAACACUGCGCUACACCUUGCUGUGGAAUGGAAGCGACCACGGAUCAUUUUAUUCCUCCUUGAGAAGGGCGCCAACAUUGACAUCGGUAAUAAUGAAGGACUGACCCCUCUUCAAUUAGCUGCCAACACCGAUAAUUGUGAAGCAAUUUCUUUGCUUUUGCAACGGUGCGCCCAUGUUGAAGCCCGAUCCCUUGCUGGACCCACAGCCCUGCAAUAUGCCGCGUGGAAAGGACACUGGACUGCCUUUGACCUGCUUAUCAUUGGAGGGGCCGAUAUCAAUGUCUGGAACAAACAAGGGGAAACAUUGCUCCAUGAACAAGCUCGAUACUCUAAGAGUGUUUCAAUCGCUUCCAAGCUGCUGGAAGGGGGUGCAAACAUCGAGGCUCGGACGUCUCAGGGAUACACCCCUCUCCAAUGCGCUGCCGUAGGAUUAAACAAGACAAUGUUCAAUUUUCUUCUUAGCAAGGAUGCCAAGAUUGAUGUCGAGACUGCCAAAGGCGAGACACUUCUUCACAUCACUCCUCCGGCUAACCAAGACUGUCUUGAUAUUCUCGGGACUGUACUGAAGGAAGGAAUGAGUGUAGCAGCAACAUCCAGUCAUGGCUGGACUCCUCUUCACCAAACUGUUUAUACAGGGACCGGAGCUCCUGACCUUGCGUCUGAUAGAACUGCCGAGUAUAUCCAGCUUCUCCUCAGCCACGGUGCUUCAGUUAACGAUUGCUCGACUUCCAAAUCAGCCGAGACUCCUCUCCAUCUUGCAGUAAUGGCACCUCUUCCGCGUCCAUCUCUCAUUGAACUCCUAAUUCAACUGGGAGCAAACAUAAACGCUACCACCAACGAAGGAAAGACGGCGCUUCAUCUAGCAGCAGAACGAGGACGAGAGCCAAUUUUCCGCAUUUUGCUUGAUGCUGGUGCGGAUUUGACCGUUAAAAUCCCAACCGAGAACACUAGUCUCAUGAGCGGUGAAUCAAAAGAAACUCCAAUCACAGCUUUCGAGGUAGCAAAGAAAAACCCAUUCGGAUCUUUGUGGUUUGACGAUGAUGGGAAGUUACGUCCAAGACGACAGAGAAGUGGAAGAGACAGUGCAACGACCGUGUUUGAGGAUAUGGGAUCUGAAAUCUGCGAGUCAGACAUAGCUAGGACUAGGUCUGAAAUCGCUUGCUCCGACACAGGCGAUUCCGUAACUUUAGUGGGCAGUGAGAACACUUAUUCAUUCUCAUGA
Molecule: messenger RNA, 3549 nt
Organism: Penicillium robsamsonii
Lineage: Eukaryota; Fungi; Ascomycota; Eurotiomycetes; Eurotiales; Aspergillaceae
Product: NACHT and Ankyrin domain protein
Exons: 6
Coding region: 1-3549 (1182 amino acids)
Cellular component (GO): cytoplasm
Molecular function (GO): protein binding; ATP hydrolysis activity
Source: RefSeq, a predicted model, not a curated record